UUAAGUAAAUUAUUCUCCAGAAUUUCCCACUUCGAAUUAAAGGACGCAUCGCGCAAAAUCCUGGAAUCGUAUCUUCGAGAUAAAAGGAAACGUCUUAGUACCAAUUUCUUUCUGUGUCUUUCAAGUUUACAAUUUAUUAUUGGUGGUGCACUAAAUAUAUUGACUUACAAUUUUAAAAAUUCAAAUUAGCGUCAAAAUGAUUAUUUUGCUAAUGAUUUUAUUUUAUAAUGCAAUAGUUACAAACCAAGUAGAAAUACUUUUUGAAAAGUCAUCUUGUACGCAAGAUCACAAUAAUUAUAGUGAAGAAUCGUCAUUAUUACUGGACGAAAUGAACCAAGAACUUCUUUAUUUAAGAAGAAUUCAAGCCGAGGUAAAAUGGAAUUUGUCAACAAAAUCAUCAAUUGAAACGGAAAGAAUAAAUUCAAUAAUUUUUGAAUUACACAGUAAUUGGAAAGUAAAAUGGUGCUCGAGAUUUCAGAAUUUCAAAGAAGUAUUUCAAUGCUUUCACAAGAUGAUAACUGAUUUACUUUGCAGAGGACCAAUUUAUACACCUGAUAUUACCAAAAAAUUGUCAGCACUUGAACAAAAACUAUCUUUAACUUACACCAGAACAAAAAUUUGCAGAUUAAAUAAUCUUGAAAAUCUUUGUUUUCAUGGAGAGCCAGAUUUGGAACAGUUAAUGUCUUCCAGCAGAAACGAAACGGAGUUACUUUGGAUUUGGAAAACCUGGCAAAAUGAAAUGGGGCACUUAAAAAAUACAUUUACUGAAUCAGUGAUGCUUCAAAAUUUAGGGGCAAAAAACAAUGGUUACCACGAUAUUGGGGAAUACUUGAGAGAAGAAUUCCAAGUUUCAGAUUUAAAGAAACUAAUCUCUAAAUUGUAUUUUGAAAUUCGUCCAUUAUACAAACUUCUUCAUGCCUUUGUGCGUUACAAACUUGUACAAUUUUAUCCGGAAAUUCUUUAUCCCAAGCGACCAAUAUUUUCUCAUCUAUUAGGAAAUUUAUGGUCCCAAAAUUGGAGUCCACUAUUAACCCGUCUUCUGGAAAAUGGUCAGCUUUUCAAUAUAAGUAACCAAAUGUCGAGAAGAAAUUACACUGUUCAUGAAAUGGUAAAAAAGGCUGAAGAUUAUUAUCUGUCUUUAGGUUUUCCAAAAUUAUCAGAAACAUUUUGGAAAAAGUCAAUUUUCGAAAGGAAUAAUAAAAGCAUGGAUUGCCACCCUACAGCUGCAAAUAUGUACACCAACAACGAUUUUAGAAUGUUGGCGUGUUUACAAGUUAAUCUGGAAGACUUUGAAGUGAUUAUUCACGAAAUGGGACACAUUCAAUAUUACAUGGCCUACGAAGAUCAGCCAACAAUCUUCAGGGACGCUCCAAAUUCAGCAUUUCAUGAAGCAAUCGGUGAUACCAUUCUGCUUGGAAUGAUGGCACCUCAAAAUUUACAAAGACUGGGACUUGUCGAAGAUUCUCUACUAAUUGAUAACAUUCCGAUUUUGUUGAAGCAGGCACUUUUUAAGCUUCCUGUAUUGGUUCAUAGUUUAAUAAUGGAUUUUUGGAGGUGGGAAGUUUUUUCUGGUAAAAUAAAACCUUCGAACUAUAAUCGAUCCUGGUGGACAUUGUACACAAAAUACAUGGGAAUUGAACCACCGACACGUCGAUCAGAAAUUUAUUUCGAUCCCGCUGCGGUGUUUCACAUCACAGAAAACGUCCCUUCAAUCAGGUAUUUUCUAUCGACAAUUUUGCAAUUUCAAUUUUUCGAAAGCAUUUGCCGAGCGUCAGUCACUGGUAAAAUCGAGAGGACGAAUUUUCAAAUUCCGCUCCAUCAGUGCGAUAUUUACGGUUCAGAAGAGGCAGGAAAAAUUUUGAGAUCUUUUAUGCAACUCGGAAGCACUAUAAAUUGGAAAGACGCUCUUUAUCAAUCGACAGGCUCAACAAAUUACGAAGCUAAAUUUCUUUUAAACUACUUCAAACCUCUACGUGAAUGGCUGCAAAUGCAAAUUGACCGUCACAAUAUUCCAGUUGGAUGGGAUUGAAUUUGUUUCCCAAAAACAAAAAGU
Leptopilina heterotoma is the source of this 2053-nucleotide messenger RNA. RefSeq names its product angiotensin-converting enzyme-like. The transcript is spliced from 11 exons. Gene Ontology annotation, molecular function: metallopeptidase activity; peptidyl-dipeptidase activity. The coding region runs from base 197 to 2029 and encodes 610 amino acids. Lineage: Eukaryota; Metazoa; Arthropoda; Insecta; Hymenoptera; Figitidae. The record is from RefSeq and is a predicted model, not a curated record. Gene Ontology annotation, cellular component: plasma membrane. Gene Ontology annotation, biological process: proteolysis.